AUUCACAGACUCUCUCCUUCAUUUUUGAACCAUGUAGCUGUCGUUUAUUGAGCUUUUCAUUGUACAGUGCGUAUAGUGUACAGUAUCAAAAUAUGAAAAUAUACAGAAGUCGUUCAUUGAGAAUGUUGAAUACAGAGAAUCUUCUCUGUAUUUGACAGAUAACGGAUUAUUUCGACCUUCGCAAAAUGGCCGCUUAUAAAGACUGCUUCUAGUAAAAAUAAAUUUCACAUUUAAAAAAAUCCCACUGUGAAGAACAGGAAGUAGCUUGGAAAACCGUCGUUUGUUGACACGUCGUAUUCCGAAUGGUUUUUGUUUGAGCCAGUAAUCAUGGAUCCCAGCUGGAAGUCAAGCAACUGAAAAUAAAACCAAAAACCCACUGAGCCAUGGAGAAGUUUGGGAUGAGCUUUGGGGGUGGCCCCAGCAAGAAGGAGCUUGUGGACACCAUAGAGACUCAGAGAAAGCAGAUGGUCCAGUAUCAAACACGCUUCAAGGAUGUGGUCAGGGCCUACAAGAGCCUGCUGAAGGAGAAGGAGGCUCUGGAAGCUAGUCUGAAGGUACUGACCGUCUCCCAGGAGGUCGACCUCAGCCAGCGUGGAGAUGAAGGCUCUGCCAGUGGCAGCAAUUUGACCUCUGAAUUACAAGAUGAUCACUGCUCCAUGCACAGCGAGGACAGUCUGGACACAGCAGCCUCCGCCGACACUGCUACCAGCAUUACCAGUGGGAGCACCAAGGGCGACCAGGCUGAAGAGGAGCAGGGUAGUAGCCCAGGAGAGAUGGGGGCGACCGGGCCUGGAGGCCCCUCAGUGUCCCAGAGGUCUGAGGAGGCUAAUGGGUCAGAGAGCGGUAUCAGCUCCAGCAGUAGUGGAGGGUCUGAGGUUCAGCAGCACCUUACACCCCCACCCACCUUGUCUAUGGAGGUUGACCGGAGGGUUCUUCAGCUGAAGACCCAGCUGACCACCCUGACCAGCUCCCUGGCCACGGUCACGCAGGAAAAGUCCAGGAUGGAGGCCAACUUCCAGGCCGACAAGCGGAAGAUCAAGCAGGACAUGGAUGAGCUCCAGGGGAGGCUGGAGGAGUCCAGGAGGCAACAUGAAGCCGAGAUCCAUGCCUUGCAUGACCAGCUGGCGGAGAGCAAGGCUCGGGUUAUAACCCAGCAACAUGAGAGAGAGCAGGAGCAGGGUGACCACGCCCACAUGCUCAGAGAGCUCCAGAAAUUGCUGCAGGAGGAGAGAGGCCAGAGGCAGGAUGCCGAGCUUCGGCUGGAGGACGCCAGGGUGGUCCUGCUGGAAGUCACACAGGCCGCAGAUCGGGGGCACGAUUAUGAGGCCCGGCUAAAAGAGGUGACCCAGCAGAGGGAGGAGAUGAGGAGGAGCCUGCAGACUGCGGAGGCGGAGAGGAACAAGCCAGACCCCCGGGUGGACGAGCUGCAGAGGGAGCUGACGGCACUCAAGAACCACUUUCAGCAGCAGAUGCAGCAUGAGAUCAGAAAGGUGUCGCAGGCAGAGGAGCGUCUACAGGAGCAAUCCCAGCUGGAGGAGGGCCGUGUGGCCAGCCUGGAGUUGCGGGUGUCUGAGCUGUCUGAGCUGCUUGGGGCCUGCGAGAAGGCCCGGCAGAGGGACCAGCAGAACGCCCACCGGCUGAGAGAGCGCAUCCUGCAGCUGGACACGGAGAACAAGACCCUGGCCAUUGCCGCUUCCACCCGGGGCUCCCCGCUGGACCUCAGCAUGGACGAGGCCAGCCUGGAUGUGAAUGUGCUGAAGGAGCGCCUGGAGAAGGUGAAGAGGCUUCUUCUGCUAGCCACACAGAAGAACCAUCCAGAGCAGACCAUGGAGAUAGAGAAGCUGGCUGAGAUGGAGGGGCGGCUGGGUCAGGGGACGGGCAGUGGGGGGGAGUCGUCAGACGGGGAGAAGGCCUCGGCGCUUUACUACCAGCAGGAACUGCGGCAGCUGAAGGAGGAGUUUGAGCGCUACAAGGUGCGGGCGCAGGUGGUGCUGAAGAACAAGAACGCUAAAGACUGUAGCCUGGCCAAAGAGCUGGAGGAGGCCCGUGACCAGCUGGCUGAGCUCAAGGAGAAGUACAUCAACCUACGUAUCCAUGACGACGAGGCGGAGGCCAAGCACUGCCGGGAGCUGGAGGAGUGUCAGCAGGGGAUAGGGAUGCUGCAGCAGGGUCAUAAACAGGAGCUUGACCAGGCUGAGGCCCAAUACAGAGAGAGCCUCCUCAGGCUGGAGGGAGAACUGCACCGGCAGAGGGACCGCACUAUGGCCCUGCUGCAAGAGAAGGACCAGGAGCUGGAGAAGCUAAAGUCUAUCGGCUACAGUCUUGCUGGUUACAGAGGCCACCACAGCGACGAAGGAGACACCGGGGCGGACUGCAGAGCGACUGCGGACGUCGGCAGGAGUAAAAACGCCAACAACAUGGACGACACGGCGCAGGAGGAGAGUGACAUCAUCACCCAGGCGUUGCGGCUGGCGGGGCCCAACGAGCCCACGCUCCUCCUGUACGCCGAGCAGCUGGCGAGAAAGGAGGUGGAGAUCGGCUCACUGCGGCGGCAGAAGCAUCGGCUGGAGGAGGACGUGCACCAGCUGCAGGGGAGGCUGAUCGCCAACGGAGAGCGUUACGACGAGGAGGUGGCUGAUCUCCGCGGCCAGCUAGACAAACGGCACAGGGACCAGGGCAGGGAGGGGGCCAACCUGGAGUACCUCAAGAACGUAAUCUACAAGUUCCUCACCCUUCAGGACACUAGGGGGCGUCAGCAGACCCUCACAGCCAUACUGACCAUCCUGCACUUCAGCCCUCAGGAGAAGCAGGCGGUGGUCAAACAGCACCAGAACCAGGCGUGGUGGACGGCAGGGAUGAGGCGAUGAGUUCAGCUCCUCACUCUGCAAAUAAUGAGAACUCAUUUGAAACAUUCCUCGGACAGUCAACAAGUGUGUGUUUAGUUUUCCUGAAUGAAGUCUAUUUAUUUUGGUGUGUUGUUUUCCCAGGAUUCUGGUGUGGUGUCAAAUGAAAUGGCAACCAACAUUUGAGCUUUGACGCUGUUGAUUACAUUUUAUUUUCCUCAAGACUUUAUUCAAAAGGAUUGCUUUAUGUGUGAAAGCACACAACAUUGGAUUUCGCAAUCUAAUGAGUGGCUCUAGAAGUGUGGGUUUGUAUUUGUCACUAUGUGAAGCAGCAUGUUUGGUUGUUUUGAUUCUUUGAUAAGAUCGAAUCAUAGCAUGAGGCUCACAUCUGUGUUUCCAGAGUUUCUGUCAAAAGGGAACCAAAUAUUGACUGUUCUUACAGAGGGAUAAGGACAGAAUCUAACUUAUUGACAACCUCAGUCUUUAUCACCUGUGUGAGUUGUUUUUCUCACUGAUUAUCUCCUGGGUUGUCCAUCUCGGUCAAGGGACGUGCGCCACAGGAAGUAGGAUCCUAUCUAACACAGGUCCCCAAAAAAUUGUCUGAGUUUCCUCAUCUGCCUUUGUUCACUAGUGAUUUCCUGCUUCUAUUUAAUAUUUAAACUAUACCUCUGCAUAUAUUGAAAAUACAUUUUCGAUUGAUCUUGGUGAGAUAUUGCGUUUACACCGGCAACCCAAUUUUGAUAUCUUUCUUACAAGUAGUUUUUUUGACCAGUCAGAUCAGAUAUUUUACUAAUAAUUGGGAUGUCUGUGUAAGCACAGCCAUAAUGACGUUAAAGGCAAGAUUCCCUGUUCAAGCAGGCAGAAAUACAGACGGGUGUGAUAAGUUUAGCAUCAUAUUGAAAUAAAACCAAUUAGUGGAAAAAAAUUUGGUAAAACUCUACAUACCGACUGUAUUUCUUUCUGUCUGCAUGUAGGUCGAAUUGCUCCGAUAAACAUGAAAUGACCCUGGGAAUCGAUAGAACGUUGCUCAGAGAUGCACAAAUAUGAUAACAUCUAAAUGGGUAACUUUAAAUCUUUCCUUUUUAAUAUUGAGCUACUAUCAGUUUUAAAGGGAUUAUUCAGGAUUUGGGCAAUGAAGCCCCUUUAUCUACUUCCCUGAACUCAUGGAAUCCAUUUGUAUGUUUCUGUCUGCAGUUUGAAGGAAGUUGCUAACUAGCGUUAGCGCAAUGACAGACUUCCAGUCAUCGCGCUAACACUAGGUAGCAUUGGCUCGCUGAGCUAACUUCCUAAAUGAAGUAAUAAAAAUGGUAUCCGUUCAUCUGACUCUGGGGAAGUAGACAAAGGGCUUCAUUGCCAAAAUCUCGAAGUAUCCCUUUAAUGCUAGAUGUGUUGUACAUAAUUGUAUGAUUAAAAAAACAAUACUUUGGUUGGUAAUUACAGUAUUUUCUAGUAUACAGUUGUGUGGAUAAUACAAUGUUUAUUGAUGAAAUGCAUAUUUUUGAUUCCCUCAACAUGAAAAUUAAACUUUUUUUCUCAGCGA
Messenger RNA from Oncorhynchus nerka (sockeye salmon), 4383 nucleotides. RefSeq names its product GRIP and coiled-coil domain-containing protein 1-like. Gene Ontology annotation, cellular component: Golgi apparatus. The coding region runs from base 384 to 2867 and encodes 827 amino acids. The record is from RefSeq and is a predicted model, not a curated record. The transcript is spliced from 3 exons. Lineage: Eukaryota; Metazoa; Chordata; Actinopteri; Salmoniformes; Salmonidae.